Pelecanus crispus (Dalmatian pelican) is the source of this 1345-nucleotide messenger RNA. The record is from RefSeq and is a predicted model, not a curated record. Lineage: Eukaryota; Metazoa; Chordata; Aves; Pelecaniformes; Pelecanidae.
GAAGGACACGUCCGACUGGUCGGAAUCAGCUAAUGGAUCUUCGCAAAUGGAUGCUCUCUCCUUGGAGUCUGCCAGCAAGGAAGCCUAUUUCAGCAGAGUAGAAACAUUCACCCCGCUGAAGUGGGCAGGCAAACCCCACGAGCUGUCUCCCCUGGUUUGUGCCAAGUAUGGCUGGACCAAUGUGGAGUGCGACAUGCUGAAGUGCUCCAGCUGCCAGGCCUUCCUCUGCAUGAGCCUGCAGCUCGCGUUUGACUUCAACAAGUAUAAGGAGCGCUGUGUGGAGCUGAAGAAGGCCUUGUGCACCGCGCACGAGAAGUUCUGCUUCUGGCCGGACAGCCCCUGUCCAGAUCGCUUUGCCAUGUUGCUGGUGGAUGAGCCCAGAGCCCUUCUCCAGGAUUUCCUGGACCGCUUUCAGAGCCUCUGUCAGCUGGAGCUGCAGCUGCCCUCCCUCAGACCAGAAGACAUGAAAAACAUGUCCCUGACAGAGGAGAAGAUCAGUCUGCUCCUCCAGCUGAUCGGGGAGGAACUAGAGCACAAAACGGAGGGAGAGAAACCACCGAUGAAGUUUGCCACGGAAAUCCUGCAAGUGCACAUUCCUGCCUGCAUCCUGGCUCUGUGUGGCUGGACUUGCAGCACUGCGUCUGGCUCCAUGCACCUCUCAGUGAUCACCUGCUCCCGCUGCAUGAGGAAGGUGGGACUGUGGGGCUUUCACCAGCUGGAGUCUGCAGGGCCGGAGCUGGACUCCUGCGGCCCAAGCGGCACACCACCGGCACCUGCUGAGCGCUUCCCGCUCGUUCCCACUUCUCCACGUAGGAUGCUUACCCGGAGCCAAGACACGCUCCCUCCGGGCUCUGAGCAGCAAGAGAAGAGCCCAUCCCCGGCCAUCUCUCGCUCGCGGGGCUGGGACUCUCCCAUCCCCAUGGACCGGGGUGAGUUGGAAGUGGCCAGCCCCGCUUUGAGGAGCCGCCCCGUCACCCGCAGCAUGGGGCAGGGGGACAACGUGGAGGUGCCAUCCAGUCCUCUCCGCAAAGCCAAGCGGGCACGGCUCUGCUCUUCCAGCAGCUCGGACACUUCUUUGAGGAGCUUCUUUGACCCCAGCUCACAACAUCGCGACUGGUGUCCCUGGGUCAAUGCAGUGGAGGGAGGGGAAGCCCCAGAAGAUACUGUAACCCAGACGGAGAAGGAGCCUGCGAAGGCAGAGCCGGGUUGGCGAGUGGUACUGAACACGCUCCUUGCCACCAGAAAGUGCGACAGCAUGCCUGAGACGGAGCCUGUGAGUCUCUCGGUGAAGUCCUGCAAGGUGUUCCGCAUUUUCCGGCAGUGGGAGAGCAUGAAUUCCUCCUGA